This is a messenger RNA of Acanthopagrus latus (yellowfin seabream), 3805 nucleotides long. RefSeq names its product breakpoint cluster region protein. The record is from RefSeq and is a predicted model, not a curated record. Gene Ontology annotation, cellular component: membrane. Lineage: Eukaryota; Metazoa; Chordata; Actinopteri; Spariformes; Sparidae. The coding region runs from base 1180 to 3672 and encodes 830 amino acids. Gene Ontology annotation, molecular function: guanyl-nucleotide exchange factor activity; GTPase activator activity. The transcript is spliced from 22 exons. Gene Ontology annotation, biological process: signal transduction; positive regulation of GTPase activity.
CUCUAAGGGCUCACAUGAGGAGAUGAACAACUAAAUGAACAUCAGGCUGAAUAGAGGAAGGCUCAAAACUAGUGGCCAUAAACUCAUUCGGAGACUGUUGACCGAGUAAAUGGUUCAAGCGAGAAGCAGGGUCGUGUUCUCAUAGGCUUCGUUUGUUUGUGACACAGUUCAAACAUGUGAAAAGACGCCAAGUGUGCGUGGUCAAAAAACAUUUCCACUGCUUUUUCAAACGGGCAUCAGCACCUAGACGUGGCAUUUUGUGACAACCCAAAACCACAAGCAGCUGCAGCGAGGUAAUGCUGCCUUUGUUUUAACACUUCUACAGGAGCCUCACCGGUGUAGUUGGCGUUAACAUUUGUCACGCCACGUCUAGUUAGCGGUGCAAAAAAGAGAAGUGGUGAAGGUUGCCCAGAUGUGGUUUCCUGAACAUGGGUUUCAGACUGGCAACAUCACCUUGGUUCUGGGCCAGAACAGCGCCGGCUAUAGUUAGAGAGUCGGAUAAACCGGCCCUGUCCUGGUCUGGUGUAGAAGCAAACAUGCCUGCUAUGUUUACAUGUGUUUUCCUGUAGAGGGCAGCAUUGGACUUUAAAAAGAGGCCACUAGUCCAGUGUCUCCACCUCAGCAGUGUUAAAGGAGCACUACGUAGUUUUGGUAAAGCUAUUUAAAGUCUCAAAUUAAUAUCUAAAAUAUAAAUGAGGUUAUAACACAUUAUUUUUGGCGAUGAGCUGAAUAAACAAGCUGUUCUCAGAGAAAAAUAAGGUCCACAACACACAACAUGCGUCAGAUGCUCCUGAUGAAUGACAUAAAAGACUGAUAAUCCACUGUCCUCUACAUCCUGAUCUCAUUGUUGGCUGUGUAGUGACAUAGCAACGAUAUUAUGCCAGUCAUUUCAGCAAACACCGAUGGUAAAUACAGCCGUUUUUUUAAAUCGACAUGGAAAGAGGAAGUAAAGUGCAACUGUAGGGACUGCAUUAAAAAAACAAAAAAGGUGGCGGUUCUCAUAUGCUCUGACCGGGGUUGAACACAGACAGGAAGCUGUAUUUUUCCCCUUUUGCGCAUCCCUGACAGAAAGAGGAAGUUUUUUUUUUUUUUUUCUGACGCCAGCUGAGCGAGGUUCACAUGUUGCUGCUGCUGCUGCUGCGUCUGUAGAGCUCAGCCUGCACCGUGAAGAGAAGACCGAUGAUGGAUAUCUACCAGGAGGCUGUGCAGUAUCUGGAGUCCCAGCAUGUACCAGUUGAAGCUGAGGCCGAGGCCGACGUCCUGGAGGAGGAUGUGUUCCCGGAGGAGGCGGUGUCCUGCUUGCUGUCUCCUCUCCAUUCAGACAGCGUAGACUUCCCCGAAAGCCCCACGUCCCGCAGCCUGGAGGAAAUGUUGGAGAGGAGACUUGUGGUCCUGAGAGGCAUCCUGGAGAGCGAGGAGGUUUAUCUCAGAGAGCUGGAGGCUCUGCUGAUGCCCAUGAAGGCUCUGCGGGCCUCCGCCGGGACCUCCCAGCCAGUUCUGUCCAGUCGCCAGGUCCAGACAGUUUUCUAUCAGGUGCCUGAGCUCAGAGACCUGCACCAAAGCUUCUACUCUGGCCUGAAGGCCCGGCUGAGCGAACAGACUGAGUCCAGCCCUGCUGAGGAGAGAGAGAUGGGCCACACAGGCUUUCAGCUGAUGGUGGGGGACCUGUUUCUGAAAAUGGUGAACCAGAUCGGCCUGUACGGUGGUUUCAUCGAAAACUACGAGGAGGCCGUCAAAGUCGUUCGCAAGUGCAUGCACUCGGACCCUCGCUUCCAAGCCCUGGCCGAGAGCAUGAUGUCUAAUAAUAACGGCGCGGACAAAACCCGGACCAAAUACACAUUUGAAGCUCUCCUCUACAGGCCUCUGGACAGAGUAACCAAGACCACACUCGUGCUGCGUGACAUCCUGAAGACGACGCCGGCUGAGCACGGGGAUUACGCGUCCUUACAGGAAGCCCUGAGGUUGUCUCGCAGCUUCCUGUCUGGUGUCAACGAGAGUUCACAGUGCAAACGAGAGGUCACGCUCAGUCACGGCAUGAGGCGCCAGCUGAUGCGCGACGGCUUCGUAGUGGAUGCGAGUGAGGGGGAACACAGCCUGCGUCACCUCUUCCUCUACACUGACCUCCUGCUGUGCACCAGAUACAAACAUGCGAGCAGAGGGAAGCCGGACAGCUACAGGUUCUGCUGGUAUCUGCCUCUCGCCGGUCUAAAACUCCGCUGGGUCGCCGAACAGGAGCGCUCGCAAGACACACACCUCCGUUUACACGCCAUCAGAGCCAAGAUGUACCUGUUCCGGCAACAGCUACAGCAACACAAAGCAGGGUCCAGGGGCAUCAACUUGGCAGCACGCACCAGGAAGAAACUGGAGCAGAUGGAGCUGAUGCUGCUCACACACUUCCCUAGUUACAGACUGGAGCUGCACAGCCCCAGCGACAAGAGUCACACCUUCCUCCUCUCCUCCCUGUACGAGCUUGAAGAGUGGAGAGAGGCUAUUCACAAACUCACCGCGGACAACAUAGAAACCGUCCCUCCAGACCUGCUCACCCUCACCAGUGCAUGUGUGAAACUGAGAAUGACCCAGCAGCCACCGCUACACAGCUUAAACUCCGUAGAGGACGAGCAGUCUCUGUGUGGGACUCUGGGCGUGGCGAUCCACUCUGCCUGCGGCCUGCAGCAGCCAGCCUGUGUGUACGUGUGCGUGGAGGUGGAUGGCUACGAGUUUUGCGAUAAACAAGCACAGACACACUCGUCAGUCCACAGCCUCAGCCCACACUGGGACCAGGAGCUGUCUUUCCAGGUGGACGGGGCGCGGCACCUGAGGGUGCUCUGUGUCAGUCAGUCUGGUGGACAGGACGAUGCAGUCCUGGGAAAAGCUUCCGUACAGUUGGACUCCAAAACCCUGAAUAAGCGAUGGCGGAGACAGACUCUACAGCUUGGCGAGGUGGAGGUGACCCUCUCCCUGAAGUACUGUCCCCACCCGCUCGAACCGCCCAGCUCUACGGCACAAGAACUUCCCGUCUUCUGUGUCCCCAUUGAAACUGUGGCUCAUCAGGAGGGAGUGCUGGUCCCCCACGUGGUGCGCUGCUGCGUGGAGGAGGUGGAGAGGAGAGGCAUGGACGAGGUGGGCAUCUACAGGAUUUCGGGAGCCACGAGUGACAUUGGCGCGCUAAAAGCUGCGUUCAACAGCAAUCUGCGUGAAGCUGUGACCAGGCUGAGAUGUGCUGAAGUGAACGCCGUCUCCGGAGUCCUCAAACUGUUCUUCAGAGAGCUGCCGCAGCCUCUCAUACCCACUGAGAUGUUCCAGAGACUCGCCAGUACUCUGGGAAUCCAGGACAUAAACUCCCGGCUUGUCUCCUUGCUGUCCCUGCUGGAGUCCUGUCCUGACCCCAACCGCCACACCUUCCUCUACCUCCUGCACCACCUCCAACGAGUCUCAGAAAACCAAGACGUCAACAAGAUGUCCAUGAUGAACCUGGCUACAGUGUUCGGGCCGAGCCUCCUACGCCCCCCUGUGGUCGAACUGGGGCACAACGGCCCCACACUUGAUAUCUCCCAGGAGGUGGUGGUGCAGGUCCAGGUGGUUUUCUGGUACCUGCAGUGUAACAACCUCCCUGAAGCCCAGACCUCUCUGCAACAUGACACAGACGCUGAAGAUGAGACCACCCACAUGUGAGACCACCACCAGUGUCGCGGCCGGCAGGAAAUUCAAAUACUCUGUGUGUGUGCGUGUGCGUGUAAAAAGAAUCUGUGUAAGCACUGUAUGACAAAGGUAUUUAUUGAUAAAAUCUGUGGACUUUGUUACCCUG